This is a messenger RNA of Rotaria socialis, 3225 nucleotides long. Lineage: Eukaryota; Metazoa; Rotifera; Eurotatoria; Philodinida; Philodinidae. The record is from the annotation of a GenBank genome assembly.
AUGAGAAGUAGUACGUCAUCAAUAUGGGCACAUCAACAAAUAAUUAUUUGCAUUAUUAGUGUUUUACUUGGUACUUUUCUUUUUAUUAUUACAUUUAUUGUUCCGGCUGUGAUUAUUUUAUGUCGAAUACAACGUGAUAAAAAUCGAAUGAAUUCAAGACAAUUACGACGUGCUAGUGAUUUUAUGAAUGAAGACAUGGAAAACGAAACUAUACAACGCCGUUCAACGGCUACAAUCAAUCAUAUGGGAGUAAACUCUUAUUCUACAUUUGGCGCUCAAGGUGAUCUCACUAACGAUAAAUUAACUAUUUUACCUAUAAUACAAGAUACACAUUGCAUUAUACAAGAACGACAUAUACCUGACAUAAAACAUACAUUCUUCGACGAACAGUUAGCAUCAAGUACUACAACAAUGAAUUGGGAUAUGGAAGCUAAUUACAUAUGUCCACCGGGUGUACAUCAUACUUCAAAUAAUAACUAUAUACAUUUAACUGACUGUACUUUGCAAACAAAUCCAUCGGCAACAGUUAUUCAAAAUACACAAACAACUAAAUUAAAUAAUGAUGAUGAAAUACAACAGCCAUCAACAUCUAAUAUGGGAACAGCAAAACAGAAUUUUACAAAUUUCACUAAUUCAGAUCUCAAUGGUUCAAAAGUAAUUCGUCUAGUUCGCGCUAAACAAGCCACUAAACGUAAAUCAAGUUUAGAUACUUUAAUUGAAGUUGUACAAAAAGAAUUACUUCGUGUAAAUGGCCAAUCGAAUUCAACUGCACCAUCAUCAUCUCCUCCUCAUUAUUCUCAAACACGUUCGACAACAUCCUCAAAGCAAUCACAACAACAGCAACAGCACCACCACCACCACCGAUCAGUAAUAUCAUCUGUAUUACCAUCAUCACAUCCAAAUUCCUUAACAUCUCAAUCAAAUCAUUCAUUUAAAUUAGCACGUAAACGACCAAAUCAUAAUUUAACAAACACAAAACGAACACCAUCGAAUCGAAAUCGUAGUAAAUCUUUUAAUACUAAUGAUGAUUUCGCAGAUGAUAUCGACUUUAUGGAUGGCGAUGAUGAUGAUGAUGAGGAUAUUAAUAAUAAUCAUAGCGAACAACAACAAACAAAUGAAUCAAUGGAUGAUGCUACACCAUCAACAUCGGAAACUAUCGAAGAUAUUGUUCGUGAUACGGUUGAUAAACUUGUUGCUAUAACUCUCCUGAACAAUGCUCCAUUUAUUGUUAAUAUGAUUACUGGCACUCCUGGUAAUAAUACAGCUAGUAGUACAAAUACUGAAUCAAAACCAUUGGCAAAUAUUGUUAAUACAAACACUACAUCUAUUACAAAACCUAUUACAACUAUUCCCUCGUCGGAUUAUUAUCGUAAUGAUCUUGCAUUAUUAUCAUCAACUGCAAGUGAAUUACGAAACUCUAUGCAACAAACAUCCCCUAUGAAACAAACACCGCACCAACAGCAGCAGCAAAUGAUUAUUCAAACAACACAAUCGAAUUCGAUUCAGACAAACUCUUCGAUUGUUUCGAAUGAUCAAAUGAAAUCUUCAGCAUCAACAUUAUUCGUUUCUCCACGCAUAUUAAAUUUUCAAACUGUUGUACCGAAGCCAACAACAAAUAUUCAAAUAGGAAAUACGAAAAUAAUUCUUGUAUCAUCGGGAACGAACCAUCAACAAUCUUCUCUUCAUCAGCAACAACAACUGCAGCAAACAAAUCUUGUUAAUAGUAGUCCGGUUAAAUUAGUGAAAUUAAGUUCAGCAUUGCCGAAAAAUGUUCAAAUUGUUAUACCAUCUCGAACAUCAAAUGAAUCUCUUUCAACAACAACAACAACAACACUUCAUCCAAUAUCAACACUGACAACUUGUUCUAUUGAUCAAAUACCUCAAGCAGCACAGGAAGUAACUAUAACAACAUCGCCAAAUUUGAAUAAACUACGCAGACGUUCAUCAAGUACAACGCCAACAGAUAAACCUGUUGGUAAAAUUUUACGACCGAUUGCUAAAGUUCUUCCAGUUUAUUCACCGAAUAAUGGCAAUCAUGCAACUAGUCCAUCAUCGACUAUAACAACAAGCCCAAGACAUGAUGAACUAACGAAACCCAUGGCAAUUAAUUUUCAACAACGACCAACAUCAACACAUGGUCCUAUGAUUUAUCGAAUGACAUCGGUGAAUUCAAAUGUACCUGUCUUUCGUGUACGUGCCACAACGGCUCCGACUACUUCAACAAUCAAUACUGAUGCUAAGCCUAUGUCUGUUGCAACAGCUACAAGCAUGUGCUAUGAACCUAAACAAAUGCAUAAUACAACGACUGCAGGUGGUUCGGUUUCUGUACUCGCUUGUUUCAAAACGACAAAGAAAAGAAAUAAGGAACGAGCUAUCAUGCCUCGCCCAAGUACCACCGAUCCUAUUGAUCCUUCUCAUGAUUUACAGCAACGACUACAUACUACAACAAGUAGUAAUAUUUCAACAUCUACUUUAAAUGUGCCUUUAACUAUUACUAAUCAUAAUACCACCGAUGAUUUAGCAAAUUGUAAUUCGACAAUAUUUUCCUCAACUGAUUUUCGUCAACAAUUAACACCAACACGUCUUAUACAACAAUAUAGUUUGCCAACAAUAGCAACACAAACGCAACAUAACGAUUCAACAUACGAUCUUAAUAUAUUAUCGCCAAAUAGUAUUCCAAUACAACAUAAUAGUUCACAUUCAAUUAAAACAAUAACAAUUCCAUUAAUAUCACCAAUACAAUCGUUAUGUUCAACAUCGAAUAUACGACCAGCUAUGGAAGAUAAAUGUAUUCAAUGUAUUGAUGAUAAUGAGAACAGUAUAGAACAACUAACAAAAGGUAAUCUACCAAAGAAACGAAAUGGACAAUCUCUUGAUGAUAAUUCAUCUAGUGAUGAAAGUUGGACAGUAGCAGCAGACACUCUUCUUCGUAAUGUUUUAUCUCAAUACGGUUUUCGUUUUCUUGAUGUUAAUUGUCAACAGAACUUAUCAACUAAAUUUGAUAUAAUUCAAGCCAAUCUUGUUAGUGGUAUGAUAUUAUCAAAAGAUGAAUUUUAUAAAUCCGUACAUGAUAUCAAAGAUUCAUUAGUUAAUAAUGGCUUAUCGAAAAUAUCUGCUGAUAAUCUAGAAAAAUUAUUUAAUUAUUUUGAAGUUGAAUAUCCAAAAAUUCGUGAUGGUGAUUCACUAGUUCGAACAAAUGAUCGAAAACGAACACGACGACAAUAG